Molecule: messenger RNA, 7778 nt
Organism: Bombina bombina (fire-bellied toad)
Lineage: Eukaryota; Metazoa; Chordata; Amphibia; Anura; Bombinatoridae
Product: zinc finger protein 585A
Exons: 11
Coding region: 169-3060 (963 amino acids)
Biological process (GO): regulation of transcription by RNA polymerase II
Molecular function (GO): RNA polymerase II cis-regulatory region sequence-specific DNA binding; DNA-binding transcription factor activity
Source: RefSeq, a predicted model, not a curated record
GAUUGUCUAUAAGUUGUUUUUCACAUUAAAGUUGGUUAAAAAAAAAAAAAAAAGCUUGGAGUGGAGGUCACAUGUUUCCUGUCUAGAGUGGAAGAGCUGCAGCUAGACCCUUCUGGAAGGAGCGUGUGUGUGCCUAUAAAGUGCGAUGAUCUUGCCGUGUAUUUCUCUAUGGAGGAGUGGGAUUAUAUAGAGGGACACAAGGAGCUUUACAAGGACUUCAUGAUGGAGACUCAGCAAGCACUAAGGACUAUGGAGAUCCCAGUAAACGAGAGCUCAGAAUUAACAGGUCACAGAGAUGAAAAUCUAGACACAGGAUCAUGUAGAGAACUUGUACAGAAUAUUCAGCCUGUGGAGACCCCAUCAGACGUCUCUGCAGGUCUCAGUGAUGAACAUCUAGACACAGGAUCACAUGGAGAACAGAAUAUUCAGCCAUCAGAUGUAUUUGUAGGUGUAAACGAUGAUAACAUUUUAUGUAAAACGGAAGAAACAGAGGCUCAGUGGCUAGCAAAUAUGCCAGAAGCUGCAAAGCAGGAAAUAUGUGACAAUAUAAAUACAGCUGUAAACGAUGAUAACAUUUUAUGUAACACGGAACAAACAGAGGCUCAGUGGCUAGCAAAUAUGCCAGAAGCUACAAAGCAGGAAAUAUGUGACAAUAUAAAUACAGGUGUAAACGAUGAUAACAUUUUAUGUAAAACGGAACAAACAGAGGCUCAGUGGCUAGCAAAUAUGUCAGAAGCUGCAAAGCAGGAAAUAUGUGACAAUAUAAAUACAGGUUUAAACAAUGCUAAAAUUUUAUGUAACACGGAACAAACAGAGGCUCAGUGGCUAGCAAAUAUGCCAGAAGCUACAAAUCAGGAAAUAUGUGACAAUAUAAAUACAGGUGAAUUCAUAAACUGCAAGAAUCUUAUUCAUGAUCAGAGUGCAGAUGCUUCUUUACAUCUUCAAAAUCAAAGAAGCCAAGUGGGAAAUAUAUGUUCUGAAUGUGGGAAAUGUUUUUCUCAGAAAUCACAUUUUAUUGCUCAUCAGAGAAUUCACACAGGAGAGAAAGCAUUUUCAUGUUCUGACUGUGGGAAAUGUUUUACUCAGAAAUCAAAUCUUGUUAGGCAUCAGAAAACUCAUACAGGAGAGAAAGCAUUUUCAUGUUUUGACUGUGGGAAAUGUUUUACUCGGAAAUCACAGCUUAUUGUACAUCAGAAAACUCAUACAGGAGAGAAAGCAUUUUCAUGUUCUGUCUGUGGGAAAUGUUUUACUUUGAAACCUUCUCUUAUUGUACAUCAGAAAAUUCAUACAGGAGAGAAAGCAUUUUCAUGUUCUGACUGUGGGAAAUGUUUUACUUUGAAACCAAAUCUUAUUGCACAUCAGAAAAUUCAUACAGGAGAGAAAGCCUUUUCAUGUUCUGACUGUGGGAAAUGUUUUACUAUGAAAUCAACUCUUAUUACACAUCUGAAAAUUCAUACAGGAGAGAAAGCCUUUUCAUGUUCUGAUUGUGGGAAAUGUUUUACUAUGAAAUCAAAUCUUAUUGCACAUCAGAAAAUUCAUACAGGAGAGAAAGCAUUUUCAUGUUCUGACUGUGGGAAAUGUUUUACUUUGAAACCAAAUCUUAUUGCACAUCAGAAAAUUCAUACAGGAGAGAAAGCCUUUUCAUGUUCUGACUGUGGGAAAUGUUUUACUCUGAAAUCACAUCUUAUUGCACAUCAGAAAAUUCAUACAGGAGAGAAAGACUUUUCUUGUUCUGACUGUGGUAAAUGUUUUACUAAGAAAUCAACUCUUAUUACACAUCUGAAAAUUCAUACAGGAGAGAAAGCAUUUUCAUGUUCUGACUGUGGAAAAUGUUUUACUAUGAAACCAACUCUUACUAGGCAUCAGAAAACUCAUUCAAAGAAAUCAUUGCACAAGUUAAAGCUUUCAUUGCAAAUAUAUUUUGCAGAUAAAAAGAUCAAGGAUGAUAAAUUGAGGGCUAUUACCACUGACUCGAUAGACUCACAUGUGAGUGGGGGUUUCUUUGUGUAUGAGCCUGAAAUCUUAAUGGAAGACUUGUUUGACAAAUGUGAAUUCAUAAACUGCAAGAAUCUUAUUCAUGAUCAGAGUGCAGAUGCUUCUUUACAUCUUCAAAAUCAAAGAAGCCAAGUGGGAAAUAUAUGUUCUGAAUGUGGGAAAUGUUUUUCUCAGAAAUCACAUUUUAUUGCUCAUCAGAGAAUUCACACAGGAGAGAAAGCAUUUUCAUGUUCUGACUGUGGGAAAUGUUUUACUCAGAAAUCAAAUCUUGUUAGGCAUCAGAAAACUCAUACAGGAGAGAAAGCAUUUUCAUGUUUUGACUGUGGGAAAUGUUUUACUCGGAAAUCACAGCUUAUUGUACAUCAGAAAACUCAUACAGGAGAGAAAGCAUUUUCAUGUUCUGUCUGUGGGAAAUGUUUUACUUUGAAACCUUCUCUUAUUGUACAUCAGAAAAUUCAUACAGGAGAGAAAGCAUUUUCAUGUUCUGACUGUGGGAAAUGUUUUACUUUGAAACCAAAUCUUAUUGCACAUCAGAAAAUUCAUACAGGAGAGAAAGCCUUUUCAUGUUCUGACUGUGGGAAAUGUUUUACUAUGAAAUCAACUCUUAUUACACAUCUGAAAAUUCAUACAGGAGAGAAAGCCUUUUCAUGUUCUGAUUGUGGGAAAUGUUUUACUAUGAAAUCAAAUCUUAUUGCACAUCAGAAAAUUCAUACAGGAGAGAAAGCAUUUUCAUGUUCUGACUGUGGGAAAUGUUUUACUUUGAAACCAAAUCUUAUUGCACAUCAGAAAAUUCAUACAGGAGAGAAAGCCUUUUCAUGUUCUGACUGUGGGAAAUGUUUUACUCUGAAAUCACAUCUUAUUGCACAUCAGAAAAUUCAUACAGGAGAGAAAGACUUUUCUUGUUCUGACUGUGGUAAAUGUUUUACUAAGAAAUCAACUCUUAUUACACAUCUGAAAAUUCAUACAGGAGAGAAAGCAUUUUCAUGUUCUGACUGUGGAAAAUGUUUUACUAUGAAACCAACUCUUACUAGGCAUCAGAAAACUCAUUCAAAGAAAUCAGUUUAACCUCCUGGUGCAGAGGGUGACAUGUAGUUGUCACUCACACAAUAUCAAGUGCUGAUGAUGACUGCAUGUGACCCCCUGAUGUGCACAGUUUUGCACUUGUUUGAGGCCCCUUUUGCACCUCAAGCAUUUAUGAGGUGAGCCCAGGGUGGAUUUGAUUUAAAUCAAUUUGAUUUAAAUCAAUUUGAUUUAAUUCAUGAUUUAGGGGUUAAGAAAACAGAGGCGCCCAAUGGCCUAAUACCAUAUACACAGAGUUAAUACAGGUAAGCAAAGUGGAUACUCACAAACGGAUAGCACCUGAGGGUGCAAACAGAGCAGACUGGAACAUCACAGGAUAUGAGCAGCCAGCUAUUAAAAGGGGAAUCCUCACUUGUAGAUUUCAAGGUAUUCCUAUAUGAAGGGAGACAGAGCAAACAUAACCCAGCACAGUUUGGUACAAAAAUGUGUGUAUUGUGGAAAUAAACACACUUACAUGUUCUGAAUCACCUCCAGGUACAAUAUAAGCAGGCUGGAGCUUCUCAGCCACCCAGCUGACUGAUUAAGAGUUAACAGGUCACAAAAAAACUCCCAAAGAGUUUAGGGAUGAUAGAUGCACAUAAAAAAAUCAGCAGCGAAUGUAUAGAUAAAAAUAUACUUUAAUAAAAGUGACGUGAUCCUCAGCCUCUGCAGAGGCUUUUAAGGCUAUACACAAAUUAAAUGAAAUACACUUGCUAUAUAAAGGGAUAAAACAAUCCAAUAGGGCAAACCAUUAACAAGAUACACCUGUAUGUAUCAUCAAUAGGUAAUUAGUUGAUAUGGUAACCCAAACAAACCAACCCUCCCAGCAAUGACCUCACAAAGAUAAAUUAGGAAUAAGUUAUACAUAGUAAUUGUCUACAACCAUCGAUAAUGAAUAAACACAUACAUAACUCGGAGAAAAUGUACACCAAUACACUUUUAAGACACUACAUAGAUUGCAAUCCUAUCUUCAUAAUUCCCCGCUUAAUAUAGAGUCAAUAAUAAUAUAAUAAUGAACAAUUCGCACAGUUGUAACAAUAGAGAAUCAAUGACAAUAUGGUAAUAAAUUCCCACAAUGGUGAUCUAAAAUUAAUUUAGGAUUUAUCUUUAAUCAGCAUAAGCACAUAACAAUCAAUUGACUAAUGCAUGAUUCCGAUAAAGUACUUUGGCAUAAAGAUUGUAAUCCUAUACUAGUAUACAAAACACUAUAUAAAAUAACAAUAUAGAGAGAUUAAAAUGAAACAAAACAAAUCACCAUGACAAUUCGAGCAUAAUAAUAAUAAUAAAAGCCAAUCACAAUCAGGCCCCCCCCCCCAAUAUGGCAGCCCCAAGCGGGACCCUCAUUACCCCAAAGAGUAAAAAGGCCCUUUGGAAAUGGGGAUCAAGAGGUAAAUCACUCUCCCGCAAAAAGAAUAAAUUACAAAAACUAAUGAAUGGGAUUUUUAAUUUAUCAUCUCGUGAUCCUUCAGAUGAUGACAUAAGAGUCUUAGGGAGAGGUUUAUCCUUUAGUCCCUCAAAUAAAUGUAAUGUUUACAACUAUAUGUUGACAUCAAUAGUUGCACAAGUUAAAGCUUUCAUUGCAAAUAUAUUUUGCAGAUAAAAAGAUCAAGGAUGAUAAAUUGAGGGCUAUUACCACUGACUCGAUAGACUCACAUGUGAGUGGGGGUUUCUUUGUGUAUGAGCCUGAAAUCUUAAUGGAAGACUUGUUUGACAAAUGUAUUCAUUCUAACUUGAAACCGAGAUCUUCCUUCAUUCCUGCAAAAACUGCUACUAAUAACCAUAUUGAUAUUUUUUCAAAUAAAUUUUGGAAGACUUAGAGAAGUUAUCAAAAGACCGCAAAAAAUUGAGGUACAAAUACAACCUGAAUCCAGGUGAAUGUAACAUUUUAGCCAGCUUGUACAGUGACCCUAAUUUGGUCAUUAGACAAGCUGACAAGGGGGGAGGGGUAGUGUUGCAGGACAUCCAGGAUUAUAUUGUGGAAGCAAAUAGGAUUUUGAAUGAAACUGGUUAUUAUCAGACACUUCAACAUGAUCCUACUAUUGCUUACCAGAACCAGUUAAAUUAAAUCUUACAACCUGGUUUGGAACAAGGUAUCAUGACAAAACAAGAAAAAGACUAUUGAUAUCCCAAAUAUCCUGGUACUGCAUUCUACGACCACCUCCCCAAGAUCCAUAAGGAUCCAGUGAAACCCCAAGGCCGGCCCAUUAUUGCGGGUAUAUCUUGAUUUAUUUUUACAGAAAUUUGUAACAUCUUUACUUUCAUAUAUUAAGGAUUCAUCAGAUCUACUACUUAAAUUCAAUAGAGUAUCAAUAGACAAAGACAGUUGGUGGGUCACAUGUGAUGUUGGAGCGGAGCAUUAUACUUCAACAUCAAACAUGAGUUGGGUAUAUCAUCGGUACGUUACUUCUUAGAAAAAGACAUAUGCUUGAUAUUCAGAUAGAUUUUCUUAUUGAACUAAUUACAUUUAUUCUAAAACUUGAUUAUUUUCUGUAUCAGAGUAGGUUUUACUUACAGAUAAAGGGAACGGCCAUGGGGACCAGGGUCGCUCCAAGUUUUCCAAAUCUGUUCAUGGAAACGUUUGAGCAACAGUACAUCUAUGAUUCACCAUUUGCAGCAAACCUAUUGUUCUAUGGCAGUUAUAUUGAUGAUCUUUUGUUUAUUUUUAGGGGCUCUUAUGAACAGGUAGUGGGGUUCAUUGAGCAUUUGAACAAUAAUAAUUUUGGUAUCUCUUUCUCCCACAAUAUCCAGAAAUAUUCUAUUGAAUUUUUGGACCUCCUGUUGGGGCGGUCAGAUGGUGGAACAGUUUCUUCUAAAACCUAUUUUAAAAGUGUAGAUUGCAACAGCUUUCUACACUAUAAGAGUAAUCAUUAUAGUUGUUGGAAAAACAAUGUGCCUUAUGGACAGUUCAGGAGAAUUAGAAGAAACUGUUCCACCAUCCAGUACUAUGAUGAGCAGGCAAGAGUUAUUGGCAAUAGUUUCCUGGAAAAGGGAUACCCUGCAAAUCUUAUUGAAAGAAACCUUAAUAAAGUUAGAGAAGAUGAUAGAGACAUAUAUUUCAUCAAAGAUAAAAAGCCAAACAAGAAACUUUCAAAGAAUCUAAUCCCCCGCUGUUUGUCACAAAAUUCAACUCGAAUCAUCGAGAAAUAAAUAAGAUCUUGUGGAAACAUUGGUCGGUUUUAACUAGUGAUACCAUACUUCGUGAUAUAGUUGGUCCCAAGCCUAAAGUGGUAUACAGAAGGGCACCUACACUAAAGACGACCCUGGCACCUAGUAAGGGAUAAAAAAACAAAUACUAUCACAUCCUAUUAUAAGGAUUUAACUGUAAAUCUUAAUAAGAAUAGCGUGUCCAAAUGUUUCAGAAAACAAUGUGGGAUGUGUAAACAUAUAGAACAUGGGACAUCAUCAUUUAAGUCCAAUAAAACAAAUGAGCAAUUUCCAAUUAAGAGCCAUAUGACAUGUGAAUCCACCUUUGUCAUAUACCUACUGUACUGCCAAUGUGGGGUCCAAUACGUUGGCCGCACUUAUAGAAAGGUAAAAAGGAGGUGUAGCGAACAUGCGUAUAACAUCAAGAAAAAGAUAACAUCUCACAGUGUGUCUAGACACUGUGCUCAUUUACAUAAAGGAAAUAAAAACAAAAAUAUGAUGAAAAUCAUUCCGAUAGAACAAAUAAGUAGAUCUCAAACUAACGCUUUUCUCACACUCAGACGUAAAGAAUCCUUUUGGAUUUCAAAGUUAAGGACUCUCCAACCGGAGGGACUUAACGAGAAUUUUGAUAUGGCUGCUUUUACAUAGGACAUCAUCACAUUUCUAUAUAUAGUUUCCUCUGUUGUGGUUAGAUAUGAUAUUUAGUGUUCUAGUUUACAGUACCGUUAGUUCCUCCUUCUGACUAAUGAGACACUACAUCAGCAUGUUAUUGCUACCAUUUGAAGUUUACACUAAAUAUGAGAGUUAUAUUUUAUUAUUUAAUAUUUCCAUUACACAUAGUUUUCACCCAUUUUCAAGAAUAUAUUGACAUUUCCUACCCAAGAUUCAUAAAUCCCUCAUUAAUCCACCAGGGUGCCCGAUUAUAUCAGGGAUCAAUUCUUUAACCUCUAAUCUAUCUCAGUAUAUUGAUCAUUUCUACAGAAAUAUGUGGUAAACUUACCUGCCUAUUUAAGAGAUUCCACACAUCUACUAAACUUAUUGAAAGAGGUCUCUUGGAACAAAAAAUAUAUAAUGGUCACAUGCGAUGUGACCUCUCUGUAUACUAACAUUGAACAUAAACUGGGACUAAUGGUGGUUAACCAUUUCCUUAAAAAAGAUGUUAACUUAAAAACUGAACAAUGUGAGUUUAUUUUAAAAUGUAUUGAGUUCAUCUUAUCCAAUAAUUAUUUUAUUUUUCAUGGAAUUUACUAUCUUCAACAGAAGGGCACAGCAAUGGGUACCAAGUUCGCACCCAGCUAUGCAAAUUUAUUUAUGGGUUUCUUUGAGGAAUUUUUCAUUUUUUCCCCCCAUAAAUCUUUAUUAAGAUAAUUAGAAUGACAACGAGAAAAACAUGUGCAUCCAUACAAUUAUCAUGUAGAACAAUUUUUCAUAUAUUGCAAAAAAUGAUAUAGUCCUUAAACAGCUUGUUCUAUGCAUGAUUGAACAAAGUUGUCUAUUCUAUUGAAGAACGGAUGUACAAGAGGAACUUUAACCAUGCAUUUGAUAUAACAAUUUUUCAAUAAAUUCCUCAUGGUGUUAAA